GUCUCAUGUUUAUAAACACUGUCUUGUGAAGAGCCGUGAGGUAGGCUUGUAACCACACUUAAUGUCUUCAGCCUUCAAUUGGGACGCUGUCAUUCGCUCCUCAGCCAAAUUAGAUUUCACACACCACUCAAACAGGAGCUCAUAGGGAAAGAAGUAAGGGGACAAUGCGAGUCCACGUGCACACCAAGUUCUGUUUCCUGUGUGUGCUCACCUUCCUCUUCCAUCCGUACAGCCGCUGCAAUGGAGAAGGGCACGGCCACCAGCAUGGUGGACAUCAACAUGACAAACACCACCACGCUCACAACGACCUGCAGAUCUCUGAUGCUCCAUAUGUGAGAGGAGGUAUUCCACCUCCGGAGGCAAACAUUCAUCAUGUAGACUCUCCGGAGGAGGAACAACAGUUUUACAUCCAGCAGCUGUUCAGGCGCUAUGGCCACAAAGGCAGGCUAGAUUACCAGGGAUUUCAGAGUCUGCUAUUAAGCUUGGGUCUGGGAGAAGUGAAGGUGGUAGGUCUGGAUCAUGAUGAUCUUGGCCAUGACCACGUUGCUCACCUCGAUCUAUUGGAUGUGAAGGAUGGGCUUCACACUCAUUCAACCACCAAAACAGGCCAAGGCAAGGGUCGUGGGAAUUGGCAUGGUCAUUCCCACAAUCCACAUAACGAACAGGUUCCCACAGAGUGCAGCUAUCACACUACUCCUAUCAGUCCUGUCGGUGCACCUACAGGACUUGACCAUAAACAUGAUCACAGCCAUCAUGGGCAUGAUCAUGGCAACGCAGAGGAUAGGGACCAUAAACGUUCUGAUGGAAAUGUGAAGGACACACAUGCCCACGGCCAUGAUCAUGACCACGAAAAAGAGCACAAACCUGAGCAGGUACAUUCCACCAACAAGGACCAGGCCACUCAACCUCCCAAUGAUAACGACCACAGCACUCACGAUCACAGUGAUCACGACCACAGCGAUCAUGAUCACAGCACCCACGACCACAGCGACCAUGAACAUGAGCGAAAAAUUGAGCAGGUACAGCACAACAGUAAGGACUUGUCAUCUCAACCACACAUCGAUCAUCACCAUAGCAACCACGACCAUAAUGAUCAUGACCACAGUAAUCAUGAUCACAGUGCUCACGACCAUGACAAAGAACACAAACAUGAAAAAGUACAAGUACAGGCUAAUCAAAAGAACUUGUCUUCUCAACCUCAUGGUGAUCACGCUCACAUAGAUCACGACCACAGUAAUCACGAUCACGACCACAGUAAUCACGAUCACGACCACAGUAAUCACGAUCAUGACCACAGUAGUCACGAUCACAGCGGUCACGACCACAGCGGUCACGAUCACAAUGAUCACAACCAUGAUAAAGCACAGAAAAAAGAACAGAUACAUGCAGGUUCUGAUGGCAAAGACCUGUCCUCUCAACCUCACAAUGGUCAUGACCACGUUGAUCAUGACCACGUUGAUCAUGACCACAGUGAUCAUAAAGAUGACCAUGGACAUCUCCACGAAGUGCCGACAGGUACAGACUCUUCACCAAGCGACCAGGUGCAGCAGCCAUCCCAGGUCCUCCAGGCUCCACAACCAUCUUCUGCCUCGACAGAAAGCCAGACAAGGAAGCUGAAAAAGCCAAUUGGGGCCAGGGGACAGGUUGGAGAAAACAAAGACACUUCAUUGCCCGAUGACCAUGAUCAUCAACAUGGACACCAUGACCAUGACCAUGACCAUGGUCAUGGCCAUGGUCACAGCCAUUCUCAUAAAAGAAAGAGAGAAGCCCCAGGAAGUCAUGCACAUCCCACUCUGCCUGGCCCUGCCUCGUCUGUCAACGCAGAAGGGAAGUCUCAUCAGCAUGAGGAGUGUUUGAACCUGACUCAGCUCCUCACCUACUAUGGCCUGAAUCCAGACUCGCCCAUCUCCCCGCGUCAGUUCACCUACCUGUGUCCUGCCCUGCUCUAUCAGAUAGAUAGUCGGGUCUGCAUUCGCCAUUACCACCAGAUGGAUUUGGAGCAGGAAAAUUCUGUGUUGGUGUGGCUCUGGGGCUUUGUGUCCAUCACCAUCAUCAGCCUGCUUUCUCUGCUGGGAGUGGUGCUCGUACCCAUCCUCAACCAGGCCUGCUUCAAGUUCCUGCUCACCUUCCUGGUGGCGCUGGCAGUGGGCACGCUCAGUGGAGACGCGCUCCUUCAUCUGCUGCCACAUUCUCAAGGGCAACAUGACCACGAGCACGGCGGGCAAAGGGCGAGCCAGAGCACUGAUCUGGUUACUGAAUUUGAUGGAGUGUGGAAAGGCCUAACUGCGCUGGCCGGCAUCUACCUCCUCUUCAUCAUUGAGCAUUGUAUCGGCAUGUUUAAGCACUACAAAGACCACAAGGGCAAGAAGACGAUCGAGGAGGGCAAGAUUGGCAGGAAGUUGUCAGAUCACAAGUUAAAUCGGCGCUCAGAUGCAGAGUGGCUGCAUCUGAAGCCCAUCAGUGAAGACCAUGACGUCACAGUCGUCUCCUGCGACAACGGUCACAACGACACGCAGAUCACAGAGCUCCAGCCUCCCGACUCUCCCACCACCAGGACGCCCCUGGCACCCCAAAUCGCCCAACAAGAGCCCCAGUCACCCAAAAAGGAGAACGGACACAAGGUGAAGAAGCACGGACACGGCCAUGGUCACUCGCACGGACACGGUCACUCCCAUGGAGGAAACUGUCACUCGGACCAGGAGAUGAAGGACGCCGGUAUAGCCAGCAUCGCCUGGAUGGUCAUCAUGGGUGAUGGCAUGCAUAACUUCAGUGACGGUUUGGCUAUAGGCGCAGCGUUCAGUGCAAACCUGACAGGAGGCAUCAGUACAUCAGUGGCUGUUUUCUGCCAUGAAUUACCUCAUGAGCUCGGUGACUUUGCGGUGCUGCUGAAAGCGGGGAUGUCAGUGAAGCAGGCCAUUGUCUACAAUCUGCUAUCCGCCCUCAUGGCCUACGUUGGCAUGGUGAUUGGCACAGCUGUGGGCCAGUACACGCACAAUGUCACCAGCUGGAUCUUCGCCAUCACAGCUGGCAUGUUCCUCUAUGUGGCUCUGGUGGAUAUGCUGCCAGAAAUGCUUCACGGGGACAGUGAGGACCACAAGCGCUGCCAGCUGGGACACUUUGUCCUGCAGAAUCUGGGCAUGCUGACCGGGUUCGCUAUCAUGCUGCUCAUUGCCAUCUUUGAAGACCAAAUCGUUUUUGAUUUCGGCUUUGAUUAAAGAAGAGACAGGGGUGGUGGGGAAAUGUAGUAGGAGAGGGGAGAGCUGGAUGUAUCAGUAUUGUUCUUCUUGGCCUUAUCAUGCUUUGUUUGCAAUGUAACGGCCCAGUCUUGCAUGCGUUGUGAGUCUCGUUCAUGGCCUGUGCCUCCAUUCCAAACAAGCAGCGGUUAGCUUAUGCAUAUCACAUGACUGUGCCAGUGGUGUUUACACUCUGCUCCUCCGUCAGCUCCAAUCUGUCCGCUCCCCUAGAAGCAAAAAAAAAAAAAAAGAGAAAGAAAAAAGGCUGAAUGAAAGAAGAGCGGGGCUGCUAUCCAACCAGAAACACCUCUGCUCUGAACCAGUAAGCUCCAUCUUUUUAAAAAAAAAAAAAAAAAAGAGCUGGAAGGUGUUCCUGCAGAGAACCAGCUGUCACGGCCCGGCAGCCCGCCGCCCAUGCAUCAUCACCUGUUGUUGUUAGUGUGUUGUUGUCCUCGUACUCCGCCCCCACGCCUCUUCAUCUCUUAUCCACCCUGUGCUGUGUCCCAUCAUCCAUGACUCGUACAUCUGUGGUGUGUGUUCCACCCGCCAUCCGUCAUAAACUUUUGAUGUGAUCACGCUGUGUACCAAACAUCCCGUGUCUCUCUGUGCCAAGCCCUGGCCACUGGAGCAGAACCACAGCUGCUCCACACACACCGUCACAGUGUCCUUAAAGAGACGUGGAGUUCAGCGCUGCUACUUUUUUUUUUUUUUUACAUCUGAAACAAACCCUUCAGCUCCUGUGGCUUCUCCGGUCUAAAUAGAAGAGAGUGUUUUCCUGAUGCUUCGUGGGAGAUUCCCAAAAUGAUUCAGUGUUUUUAUGAUACCACUUAAUCCAUCUUUGACUUCAGAUUUAUGUUUCAGUCUAAUUUGAUUUUUGGGAUUUUUAACACUAGUUGAUGGUAAUUUCUAACACAGCUGCCAAAACUUUAGCAGUUUGGCAUUAAGGACUAAACAAUCUUUAAGAGCUAGAUGUCAUAAAUGUCUGAUCACGUUUGACAAUCUGUCGCCAAGGGAGAAACACCGUCGUUAAGUCUUCAUGCUCUCUUUCCUUUAGAUCAGCAACUUUAAAAUGUGAAUUCAAAACUACUCUCACCAGUCUUAAUCAAUAAAGUGUAGUUGAGAUACAGCUAGGUGCUGCAGUGGAUAUUUAAUUACAGUGGGAGGUAGAGUUUGUAGAUUUUUUUUGAUGUACUGUAAAUACAUGCUGUCUUCGUAGUGUCAGUAGUUUAGCAGCUCAAAGCUUAUCUUCUUUCCUGCUGAAUCGAUUUUUAAAGUACCUCUGUCAAGGACUCAGUGAAGCUCCUGACAAUCAGAGGGAGACCAAUCAAAAGACAGAACUAAAUGCUAGCUGCUUUCAAACGACAGCAUUCCCUGCACUUGUAAUAGAUGUUAAACUCGCGUUAUUGAACCUUGUGAUUUUUACUUUUAUGAAUAUUUUUUACUUAUGCUUCUGAGGGUGUCUGUUGAAGUCACUGACUGUGCCAAAACUGGUCUCAGUGUGGGCUUUCAGUGGCUGGUGCUUGACACUGCCCCCUCCCCCCCUCCCCCCAACCCCUCCCUAACGCCCCGACAUUCCAUUGGCUGUUCUGCGGCUCACAUGCUAAGCUAACUAGCUUCAGCUGCUGGAGCGCACACGGGUAACGUGUGUGACUUCAUUUAUCCUGUCACUGUGUGACAUCAUCCAUCUUCUAUGUCUAAACUGGCUGUAAAUCAUUGUCAGUCACAUCGAACUCAUGUUGUUGAUCUGACUGAAUCAUGCAUGAAGCAUGAGUGAAACAGUACAGACGUUGUGCUGAGUGUAACUUUGUUUUCAUUCUUUGUACUGCAAAGUUAAAAUAUUGACAACCUUUGUUACUUUAUAAAGAAACUGUGUGAAGAUCCUCAGAGGUUCUUCAGGUGUAGUGUGACUGGUGUUAUGAGCCUUUUCGAUGAUGCAGGUGUGAGAGCACAGAACUUCUCUGCAUCACUUUUUUUUUCUUUUAUAGCAUUUUUUUUUUUCUUUGUAGGUUCAUGUUUGAUUUAGGUGCACACUAUCGUUAAACAGGACCUGAAUGUAGUUUCAAUCUGUUCUCUAAACAAGUUGUAGUUUUUUGACAUCAACUAAUUAGCUUUCUUCAAUACUCAUUUUGAUUCUUUAGUUUAUAUUUAUGUUUAGAGGGUUCUUUUUUCUAGAAACAGUGUUUUUCUCGUUGGUAUUAAUUGUUUAAUUUAAAUCAAAACGUUUAAUUAGAGUUUGACACUUAAUGAAACUACGACCCAAAUACAGAUUCUGUUUACUUUCUUGGGCAGCAAAUUGUGUUGAAAAUGAAGGUCUCUGAUUGCACUCAUUCUCGCUUUGUUGUACGUUCAUUUGUUUAGUCAUCUGGAUAUAAAAUGCAAAAUGUGACAUCCUUGCUGUUUGCCUGUCUGUGCUUCUCCCCAUUAUGAAAAGGACAAUAAAUUCUGGAAAAAA
This is a messenger RNA of Labrus bergylta (ballan wrasse), 5685 nucleotides long. Lineage: Eukaryota; Metazoa; Chordata; Actinopteri; Labriformes; Labridae. The record is from RefSeq and is a predicted model, not a curated record.